GGAAGUAUGAGAACAGUCUAGACCGGUGCCUGAACGUGAGUGUUGAACUGAAACCAUGCUGCUCGUGAACGGUUAGGUUCCCGCGUGUAUCCGUGUGCUCGUGCUGCUCCGUUAUGAUGCUGGAGCGGAGCAGGGUGACGGUGCUGGAGCGGAGCAGGGUGACGGUGCUGGCGGACAUCUUCUUCAGCAGGAGACACUCCUCUGCGGAGGAGGAGGAGGUGGUGCACUGCCGCUGCUCUAGAGCUUUUGUACAGGACCGAGAGCUGUACCGCUCUGACAACAGACUCUUCUCCUUUGACACUGCUGUCCAAGAAGCUGAUGAUGAUGGUGAUGAUGAGGAAGAGGAAGAGGAGGUGUUGGACGAAGAGGCUCUGCUGAUGGCCAGCAUGGGUCUGCCUCUGGCCUUUGUCAGCUCAUCUGAGCAGAGGACAGAGGGGAGGAAGUCCAACAGGAAGUCUGCCAUGUACCGGGCAGAGCCAGCUGAAGAUGAAGAGGAGGAAGAUGAAGAUCUACAGGUCGACAACAAAGGUGAGGUGAAGGAAGUGUUUGCUCCACCGGAGGAAGGAGCAGGAGGGAUCCAGGAUACUGGCUGGGAAACCUACUGGGCUCAACAGGGUGAAGCUCUGCUGUGGAGCAGCUGGCUGGAGAAACAUCCAGAGACUGAUCUGCUGUCUACAGAUCCAGAAGCAGUGACUGCUCCUUGGGGUGACCCAGACACAAAGGCUGUCUGGGACAAACAUGCCGCAGAGACCUACUACUACUACUGGGAGCAGUACUCAUACUGGGUAGCACAGGGCUGGACCACUGAGGAGUCCAUUUGUAAUGGGAAUACUGGUGGGGAAGCAGCAGCAGGAGUGAUGGAGACACACUCAGAGGAACGGAGGGAUGAACAGACUGGAACUGAGAGCCAGCAGACAGAAGAAGUCAGUGCUCUUCAUGAGGACGUUGAGGUUCUGAAUAAUCUUUUUGGACAGAACUGCACAAUGGAAGCAGGCCGGAGCUGUGUGACUGAUGACAGAGCGCUCUGUGGAUCUGAAGACGGAGUGCUCUGUGGAUCUGAAGAGCCCUCAGAUGGGAAUGGUCGCAAGAGACCUGCUGCCUCGUCACAGCCCAACACAGCUGAACAAACCAAUUUCCAGCAGGCUGCUGGUAGCACUGGCAGACAGUUUAACUCAAGAAUCAACAUGUCAAAUAGAGGAGAUGAUAAUGAGGAUGACAAACCUCCAGGAGGACAGGCUAAAGUCAAACGCAGUCAUGAGCUGGAUGAGGAGGAGAGCCCAAAUCUGACGCCAGAGGAAGCCUGGAGUAAACUGGGAUUCAAACAUAACCCGGAGCCUCUGUUCGACAGCGUGUUAAGCUUUAAAGGCAGUGCUGGUCCACAGCGUCAGAGGCGGUGGUGCAGCAAGAGAGCAGUCUGCAGCAUCCGCAAACACACCAGGUUCUCAGAGUCGAUUGGCGACAACACACAGCCACAGAUCAGCCGCUCCCUCUACAAGGUUCAAAAGUUUCUUGAAAAGAACCAGAGAGAGACACAGAUGAGUCAGUGUGAGCAUGCUGAGAUGGGAGAAACAGAAGACAGAGCUCCCUAUCUGCAACAAAUGAUUGGAGAGGAGGAGAAGAGGAGACGGAAAGAGACAAAGGAAGGAAAUGAAGAGGCUGAAGGAGAAGAGAGUUCUGAUUUACUAGACACACAGAAGAAGUCCACUCAGCCCAGCACCUCCUUCAGCUCUGUUACUGAGACUGUAGAUGAUGAGAGGGGGGAGGAGCAGCAGGAGCAGGACCAGGAGGAGGAGGAGCAGCCUGGAAGACAGUUACCAUGUCUAGAAAUUCCUGACUUUCUCCUUUCUGGUGCACCUGAAGGCAGCAGUGAGUUGAAUAUGAAGGAUGGAAAGAAGCCGCCGAAGAAGAAGAAGAAGAAGAAGAAGAAGAAGAGUGAGCUAUGGGUGAAGCAGCAGGUCCCAGCAGCGAUGGCAGCUGAACCAGAGCUGGCUAAAUACUGGGCUCAACGCUACAGACUCUUCUCACGCUUCGAUGAGGGCAUCAGGCUGGACCGAGAGGGCUGGUUCUCUGUGACACCAGAGAGGAUCGCUGAGCACAUCGCCCUCAGGGUGGAGCACAGCUUCUCCGACUCACAGCUGGUCAUAGAUGCCUUCUGUGGUGUGGGAGGAAAUGCCAUCCAGUUCGCCCUCACUGGAAAGAGAGUCUUGGCCAUCGACAUUGACCCAGUCCGGUUGGACCUGGCGCGGCACAAUGCUACUGUUUACGGUGUCGCAGAGCAAAUCGACUUCCUGCAAGGCGACUUCCUUCAGCUAGCACCCGGUCUCCGUGGCGAUGUGGUCUUCCUGUCACCACCAUGGGGAGGGCCAGACUACCUGACUGCUGAAGUGUUUGACAUCAAGACCAUGAUGGAGCCUGAUGGAUUUGAGAUUUUCCGCCUGGCCAAACUGAUAUCGGAAAACAUUGUGUACUUUCUGCCUCGCAAUGCUGACAUGGAUCAGAUAGCCUCUCUGGCUGGUCAAGGAGGGAAGGUGGAGGUGGAGCAGAACUUCCUCAACAACAAGCUGAAGACUGUGACUGCAUACUUUGGCAGCUUGAUAAAGUCAGAUGGAUGAGAACGCUGGCAAAAUGUCACUAUCUGACUUCUGUCUAUGUAUUUGUGUGAUUUGUAUGAUAGAUGUCUCAGAUUCAGUUAACAAGGCUGAAGUUCUGUGAAUUUUUACUAUUUCAAUUCAUAUUUUAUCUUCUUUUCUAAUGUACACGAGAGCCAAUAAAUGUUUUUCAAAAUGUUUGGUUAUAUAUUUA
This is a messenger RNA of Larimichthys crocea (large yellow croaker), 2802 nucleotides long. It is a transcript of the gene tgs1, whose product is annotated as trimethylguanosine synthase 1. Gene Ontology annotation, molecular function: RNA cap trimethylguanosine synthase activity. Gene Ontology annotation, biological process: 7-methylguanosine cap hypermethylation. Gene Ontology annotation, cellular component: nucleus. The coding region runs from base 114 to 2612 and encodes 832 amino acids. The transcript has 15 exons. The record is from RefSeq and is a predicted model, not a curated record. NCBI's taxonomy places the organism in Eukaryota, Metazoa, Chordata, Actinopteri, Sciaenidae.